UUAUCAUUUUCUUCGCGGAGACGCUUGUCUUUGUUUUCACUCACUGACGAGGUGACCCAUCUCUUGAGUUUCGAUACUCCAUGCCUAAGUAAAGUAGAGGAAAGGAGGAUGAGUAUUUUUUAGAAGGAUUGUCGAGUUUGUUUUUAAGGUGGAUCUUGAAUAACAACUUAUAACAAUUUGAGAGAAAUUAUGGCCGCUGCUAAAGGACAGUCGUUGUACUACUUUAAAAAACCGACACGCUGGACUUCCGGCAUCGGUUUGGAAUUACCUGAGGCGUAUAAGAAAUUUUGGAAAGAAUGGAAAAUGCAGAAACCAACCGCGGUUCAUUAUAUCGAGGAACAAGGGAAUUGGAAAAUAGAUGAGCGAUCGGGACAAGUGGUUCCGGUGCAGAAUGUUCCGCUUCUAGUGCAGUAUCCUAAGGAGCAAGACGAAGGAAUAUGGGGUGGAGAGGGAGUCGUUCAGGGCUUUCAAAAGCGAAAACCAAAGAGGAGAAGAGUUCCUCAUUUCUGGGUUCCCUCUCUUAGAAGGACCGUUAUCUAUAGCGAAGUGUUAAACAUGUACACGCGUACCAACGCGACGGAGAGGGCCCUUCAGUUAAUUCACGAGAAUUAUGGUUUAGAUCACUACUUGCUAAAGACGCCUGCGUGUGAUUUAAAGUCGUUGCUUGCUCUAAAAAUCAAAAGACAAAUCCUUAUAGCUUUGGCCGAUAAAAACCUUUACCAAGAAGAGCCAGAAAAGCAAGAAGAAAUAUACACAAAGUAUCGGCAAUAUUUAUCAGCUUAUACGAGAGAAGAAAUCGAAUGGUACGGCCUGUCGUACCCGGAAGCAUGCAAGAAGUGGGUCACUCAGAAAACAGAGUUGAACAAACCGCAGCCUCUUAAACUACAAUUCAGAUCUGAUUUGAUUCAAAAACUUAAGGAAAACAAAUUGGAAGGCAUCACCAAAGGGGAUAGUGCAGAGUCGAGUAAAUCGUGGAUAUCGAAGCUCAACCCCUUUUCGAAAAGUUCGAAGACUCAGUGAGUACGUUUUCGCGACUAGUUCAGCUGUUUCUUUUGUACAUAUAAACGUAUGUGAACACGGGGCUGUGAGAAUAAACCGAUAACCAUGGC
Orussus abietinus is the source of this 1109-nucleotide messenger RNA. It is a transcript of the gene mRpL28, whose product is annotated as 39S ribosomal protein L28, mitochondrial. Gene Ontology annotation, molecular function: structural constituent of ribosome. The record is from RefSeq and is a predicted model, not a curated record. Bases 190 to 1020 code for a protein of 276 amino acids. Lineage: Eukaryota; Metazoa; Arthropoda; Insecta; Hymenoptera; Orussidae. Gene Ontology annotation, cellular component: mitochondrial large ribosomal subunit. The transcript is spliced from 6 exons.